Messenger RNA from Habropoda laboriosa, 333 nucleotides. RefSeq lists its product as uncharacterized. Lineage: Eukaryota; Metazoa; Arthropoda; Insecta; Hymenoptera; Apidae. Bases 1 to 333 code for a protein of 110 amino acids. The transcript has 2 exons. The record is from RefSeq and is a predicted model, not a curated record.
AUGCAUUCUUAUAUGAUGUUUUACAGGUUUAAAAAUAAAAUGUCUUCGCAAAAUAACGAAGCAAUCAAUCCAAGUGAUAUCAAACAUACAGAUAGAGUUGUUACUGAUUCAGUGCAUUCAAGAUUUCGACCUAUGGAAAUACGUUGUGAUAUUUGUAAUAUGGACAUCACUGGGAACCAUACUGCCAUCGAAAAGCAUUUUAAUAAUUCUCAUCCUUCUAAGGAAUAUUGUUGCUAUUGUAAGGGCAAAGUAUUUACUUAUACACAAAUGCCCAUUGAUAUGUCUUUUGAUAAACCAAAGCAUAUUGUUUAUCACAAGUGCAGUAGAUCUUAA